Drosophila ananassae is the source of this 1155-nucleotide messenger RNA. It is a transcript of the gene Spf30, whose product is annotated as survival of motor neuron-related-splicing factor 30. Gene Ontology annotation, molecular function: RNA binding. Lineage: Eukaryota; Metazoa; Arthropoda; Insecta; Diptera; Drosophilidae. Gene Ontology annotation, cellular component: nucleus; cytoplasm; precatalytic spliceosome. The record is from RefSeq and is a predicted model, not a curated record. The coding region runs from base 320 to 1024 and encodes 234 amino acids. Gene Ontology annotation, biological process: regulation of alternative mRNA splicing, via spliceosome; mRNA processing. The transcript has 3 exons.
UCUGGCUCAGGUUCUUCGUCAAGCUGACUACCGGUACCAUUAAUACCAACGCAACAAUGAAAUGCGCUGUUUGGAAGCAAGCUGUUUGUUGGUACUCCAUCUGUUUUUGAUCUCAGUUCAUUUAAUUCUUCAAGCGUCAAGCAAAUUAAUUCCAGUGCUUCAUGAAACAAUCUCAGAGAAGUAAGAUGUUCGACCCAACGCGUUUCACAAAAUUUUAGAAGACGUGUCUGCUUGCCACUAGGAAGUUUCAGCUUUGCUCGACAAACGGAAGAAGUUGUCGACUUGCUUGACUGUUCCAAUGCAGUUCUGAAUCGGUGUAAUGUCGCACGCAUGGGUUGAAGCUGCACUGCAAACUGAUCCACAAAAUGAAGAGUUGUUAAAACUUAAAAGUGACCUUGGUGAGGUUAUAACACUUACAAGGGAUUUAAUUCAAACACAACUAGAAGAACAGCAAAAAUCGUCAUAUGUGGAACCUUCCUCAACUAAAGCAGCAUCUUCAAACUAUUUCGACGAAAUUGAAGCAGCACUUUUAGAAGCAGAAAAAAUAGUAUCAGCAGCUAAGGUUUGGAAGAUUGGAGAUAAAUGUCAAGCUAAAUGGAAAGAGGAUCGACAAUACUAUGAUGCAACUAUUGAAGAUAUAUCAGUUGGAGGUGAAGUUUAUGUAAUAUUUGAUGCCUAUCAAAAUCGUUCUACAACAACUUUAAAGGAGCUGCGAGAAAGAAUUUCCCGUUCUGAAGUUUUUCCCUCAAACAAACGCCAUAGACCAAACCAAAAAGAGUAUUUAAAAAAACGUAAACAAAAGAAACAACAACGUUUUAAAGACUUGGAGGAAGAACGUGAAUCGGAUAAAAAUAAAUGGCUUCACUUUACCAGUAAAAAUCAAAAAAAACAAGGCAUGAAAGUCAAAAGUAUAUUUGCCUCUCCGGAUAAUGUCAGUGGUCGAGUGGGAAUCGGUACGUGUGGAACGGCAGGAAAGGGCAUGACUGAUUUUACGGUAGGCGAAAAAUAUAGAAAAGGACUUUAAAAUCUGAAAAUAAAUAUUGUUUAUUUUAAAGAAAACUUUGCAUUUUUUUAUAAAGGAAACUCGAUGUAUAGUUUGUCAAUGCUAUUGCUUUACUGAAUAAAACUUGAUUUAAGCACUAACCAUACAAGCCA